This is a messenger RNA of Labrus mixtus (cuckoo wrasse), 3381 nucleotides long. RefSeq names its product sestrin 1 (gene sesn1). The coding region runs from base 110 to 1750 and encodes 546 amino acids. Gene Ontology annotation, molecular function: L-leucine binding; oxidoreductase activity, acting on peroxide as acceptor. Lineage: Eukaryota; Metazoa; Chordata; Actinopteri; Labriformes; Labridae. The record is from RefSeq and is a predicted model, not a curated record. Gene Ontology annotation, cellular component: nucleus. The transcript has 10 exons. Gene Ontology annotation, biological process: cellular response to L-leucine; positive regulation of macroautophagy; cellular response to leucine starvation.
ACGUUACUGGUCAGUGCUGUGGCAAGACGUCCCGUAACAGAAGACCUGCACCAAAGAAUGUGGAUAAACCUGUUGUAAAACAACACAAACACUAGUCCCACAUCAUAAGAUGGAAGUGCAGGACCAGGAAUCUUUGGGGAGAUGGGAUGGGCUGGGCAGCAGGGAUGCCAGCUCCAGGAAUGAAGCCAUGGAGAACAUCUGCCAGGAGAUCAUGAGGAAAGUGGAGGACAUCAAGCCCAUACCACCUGCCCUAUCGCCCUCGGCCACAGGAACACCCCCCAACUGCGACCUGAAUGACAUCCUGGCUCACCUUCUCAUGCUCUCCAAACGGUGUCCCUUUGAAGACGUCAAGGGGCAAUGCAUUCGGCUUCUACAGGCCGUCCAGGACUUGGGAAUAAGGAUCCCAAGACCCUUAGGAAACGGACCAAGCAGAUUUAUCCCUGAGAAAGAGAUUCUCAAAGUCAGUAAAGUGGAUGCCCGGACACAGUCGAUAUUUGAGGAUGCAUUUGCAGCCCUCGGUCGCCUGGAUAACAUAUCCCUGGUGAUGGGCUUCCACCCACAGUACCUGGAGAGUUUCCUCCGGACGCAGCACUACCUGCUGCAGAUGGACGGACCCCUAUCUUUGCACUACCGACACUACAUCGGCAUCAUGGCGGCAGCUAGACACCAGUGCUCCUACUUGGUCAACCUGCACGUGAACGACUUCCUCCAGGUUGGUGGCGAUCCCAAAUGGUUAAAGGGUCUCGAUGAAGCCCCACAGAAGCUGCAGCAGCUCGGAGAGCUCAACAAAAUCCUGGCCCACCGACCCUGGCUCCUCACCAAGGAACACAUGGAGCGUCUUCUGAAGGCGGAGGAACACAGCUGGUCCCUGGCAGAGCUGAUCCAUGCCGUCGUCCUCCUUACACACUACCACUCCCUCGCCUCCUUCACCUUUGGAUGUGGCAUCACGCCUGAGAUCCACUGUGACGGCGGACACACUUUCAGACCCCCCUCCCUCAGCCAGUUCUGCGUGUGUGACAUUGCUAACGGCAACGGUCACAUUAAUCACCAUGAGGAUCCACUGGGCAACCAGGAGAUGUGUGGCGAGGUGGAGGUAUUGAUGGAGCGCAUGAAGCAGCUGCAGGAAUGCCGGGAUGACGAGGAGGCCAGCCAGGAGGAGAUGGCGACACGCUUUGAGAGGGAGAAGACGGAGAGCAUGCUGGUAGUCACUGCGGAGGAAGAGGAAUGUGUGCCCUCCAGGGACAUCUCCCGACACUUUGAGGACCCCAGCUACGGCUACAAGGACUUCUCCAGGAGGGGGGAGCACGUGCCCACAUUCAGAGUGCAGGACUACAGCUGGGAGGAUCAUGGCUUCUCCCUGGUCAACAGACUGUACCCUGAUGUGGGUCAGAUGCUGGACGAAAAGUUUCAGAUGGCCUACAAUCUGACCUACAACACCAUGGCAACGCACAAGGAUGUGGACACCAGUAUGCUGCGCAGGGCCAUCUGGAACUACAUCCACUGCAUGUUCGGCAUCAGGUAUGACGACUAUGAUUACGGGGAGAUAAACCAACUUCUGGACCGUAGCUUUAAGAUCUACAUCAAGACCAUGGUGUGUAGUCCCGAGAAGACCACCAAACGAAUGUAUGAGAGCUUCUGGAGGCAGUUUCAGCACUCUGAGAAGGUCCACGUUAAUCUGCUUCUUAUGGAAGCGCGAAUGCAAGCAGAACUGUUAUACGCUCUGAGAGCGAUCACCCGCUACAUGACAUGAAGUGCUUUUUGGCGUUUUUAUCGUUUGUCUUUUUACUGUCAUUGUUGUUCAUUAUGGGACACCUCAAGAAAAAAAAAAUCAAAGGGGGGGAGGGGGGAUGUGAGAAGCCCUGGGUUGUGACGGAGCUUGUUGGAUGGAUGUCCAGAAGAGGAUCAGAACAAAUGAAUGAGAGAGGAAAAAAAAAAAAAAAAAGAACUGUUGAAGAAUGUCUUCUCAACCUACAAGUGGAUACACGAAACUCAGUUGGUGUUGCCUGCAGUACCAAACUGACCAAGAGAGGGCGGCCUGCAGCAAACUCCUGCUCUGAGCACUGAUAAGGCGGCAUCCAGGAUGACGUUUCAGUAUUCCAGCAUCUCCUCCAUCUCCUGGUAGAGUGAAGACCUGCAGAAAAAAAAUCCCCAGAAUGCUGUGCAGCGAUAAACAGUCUGCACUUUGAUUCUAUCGUCACUGUUUUAUGUUUAGUUUCUUUAGAGUCUUUUUAUUUCAUUUUGUAUUAAGGGAAGUGAUGUUGAUGUGGUAACUGGACAUGGAAGCGCUAACUUAAGUCAGAUUUUUUUUUUUUACGUGUGCCUGAACUAUCCAGCACAGUGUGCAAACGUGCUGAUGCUGCUGCUCCCAUGUUGUUUUUAGUGGGGUCAUAUUGAUCCCCAAAAUCACCCCUGAAACCCCUAUCCAUUAGAAAUCCACUGCAUUACUCUCAACUCCCUCUCAUCCCCUACCCCCUACCCCAAAUCUCAAAUGUCAAUGUAAGCUAAUCUGAGGAGAGUGGAGAGAAACUCAAAGAACACUGUCUGAGCCCCUUUUUGAGUCUGACUUUACUCGUGUGGAUGAUGGAUGACCGAUGUGUGGAUGAAAACAAAAAAAGUAUGUCUUUGAAUUACAUGUGUCAAAAAAGCGAGGCAUUUUGAAGGAUAGACUUCUUGCUUCUGCUGUAGCUCUUUUUUUGUGAGAUAACUGUUAAUCAUUUGUUGUUGUUGUGUAUGUUGAUGAUUCUUCUUUUAUUUUCUGGUAAUGUUUGGGGAGGGGGGUAAUCAAAAGGAGAGUUAGAAACCAGGUUUUUCCAGGAGGGAUUUGCUUCCGGUUGUCCUAACCACACAGUAUCUGUCUUCCGCUUAUCCCAGCUGCCUGGUCACCCUAACACUUUUGAAGCUUUGGAUUGUGAAUUUUACCAGUAAAUGAAUACCUCUUGUUUUUCUCUAGAAAACAUAUAAGAAGUGCUCUUUGGUGAGCAGAGACUCUUUCUGGGGUGCUGUGUUCUCAUUGCUCGGGGACGAGGCACGCCCACACAGGGCCGACUGCGGUCGUAGCUGUGCUUAUUUCCCUACUGGGGAAGUCUAACCAGUGCAAAAGCAGCUUUUGUUUGUUUUUAAUUUUAUUUUGAAGAGGUGUGAAACCUCUGCUGUUUUUGUUUUUAUGUUUACUAAAAACCAGUUAAGUACUGCAUUCUUCUGAGGGCGGAUUUAGAGAAUCAGACGGAUGAAUGAGUGAGAAGGAGGAUGAAAAAGGAAUGGUACAUUUGGAAGUGGUUUGAGAGGAAAUGGAGGUUGUUUUUUUUUCAAGCUUCUGACUGAUGUCAGUUACUGACACUUUUUAUAUGAAAAAAGAUGAAAAAAAUAAACUAUGAUGUUAAA